Messenger RNA from Tyto alba (common barn owl), 2652 nucleotides. RefSeq lists its product as uncharacterized. The transcript has 6 exons. Lineage: Eukaryota; Metazoa; Chordata; Aves; Strigiformes; Tytonidae. The record is from RefSeq and is a predicted model, not a curated record. Bases 57 to 857 code for a protein of 266 amino acids.
CCACCGGGACCCUCCCGGUGCCUCGUGGCGGAGUCGCCGCCGCUCCGGCCCCGCAGAUGUUGCCCCUUUUCCUCCUCCUCCUCCUCCUCCUCCUCCUGCUCGCCUGCCCCGGCAGCUCGGCAGCCGGCCUGGGGGUCACAGCCCGCACGCUUUCUCCGUGCUAUUCUGCUGACCUCAGGCCGGCAUCGGAGCGGCUGGUCUCGGCCGUGGGCUGCACUGUGCUCCUGACGGUCCCGCUGCUGAAAGCCAGCAAAGCUGUCGUCUGGGAAUACAAAACGGGCUCGGGGGAAGGAGUCAUCGUCGAUUAUGCUCUCGACAGACCCACCAACACGUCUCGCCUUUACGAGAAUCGCACGAGGUUCAACGAAACGGAUUUCUCGCUGCAGAUCGUGCUGCAGCGGGGAGACGACCGGCUGUACCGGGCCCGGUCUGAGUCGGAGGCCACGGGCUGGUUCCAGCUGCGCGUUGUCGAACCGCUGGCCGAGCCAGAAAUCCUGGGCAACUCCUCAGUGAAGGCGGGGGCCAACACCAAACUGGUUUGCAACGUCGUGGAAGGGAAGGCGGACUUGUACUGGUGGAAGAAAAACGGGGAGCUGCUGCUGGGAAGCGACCGCAUCCAGUUUGUUGACAACACCACCCUGUGCAUCGUUAAAGCGGCGAUGAACGACAGCGGCUACUACGCUUGCGUGGUCCGCAACGAAGUCAGCCAGAAUGAAACCUCCUUCCUGCUGCACGUCCAGAAUGCUGCCAACGUGGUGUUGCCCAUGAUCCUGGCGUGUGUUGUCAUCGGCUUGCUCGCAGGUGUCUUCGUCUGGUGCAAGAGAAGGGACCGCCCGUGUCGCGGCAGCUGUAGGUAGAGAGCUUGAGCGGCUGCGCCCUUGCUGCCCUCCCCGACGGGGCGGGGGGGGGGGGUGGAUGCUGCCUGGGGAGCGCCGGACGCUUGAUGCUGUCCUGACCUCUUCUGGGCUCACCUCGGAAUUGCUCAAGCUGCUGAACCCCACAAAUAUUUUAUUUUUAUUUUUUUUUUUUUUUUUUGUGAAAACACAGGCUUGGACUAUUUCUGUGUUGUCCUGCUCUUCCCCAGGGCGCCUUGCACAUCCCUGGGGGGGGGAGGUGGGCAUGGCCGUGCCUGUGGCCUGGCUGCUGCUCCAGACCCCUCCCCUGGCUUCCUCCAGAGGCCGGGGGUGUGUGUGUGGGUGUGGGUGUGGGGGUGUGGGUGUGGGUGUGUGUCAGUGCUUGUGAUGGGCGGAUGGCUCUGGAAAGAGCCACCAACCCCAGCCCCGGUGCCAGCCCCUGCCUCCCUGGGGCUUGAGCCCCUCACCGUGGCCUCCUGGUGUGCUUGGGUGCCUGGGACUUGCCAGGGUGGCACAGGGGCUGAGACCACGGGCGUUCUGCUCGGUUUGGCCCUCGGAGGGAGGAAGAAGGGCAGGAUUUUGCUGUUCUGUUCGCUGGGGAGUCUGGUUGAUGAGCAGAGCCAGGGGAGGGCGGCAGGGGAUGGAGGAGCAGGAAAGUAGUUUUGUUUUAGAAAGGAAACCCCAAAGAAAUCCCAGCUGUGGUAGAGCAGCGAUGCAGCCUGGCAUGGGACACAUCGGGAUGCUCCUGAGCCCUCCUCCUCUGUCCUCCAGCCUUGGGCUCCGGGGGGAUCUGGGGGUGUCCCCUCCUCUUCCUCCACUGCUCCUGCGGGUGAUGGCACACUUGGUCUGGUUUGCCACGGCCAGGGCAGCCCUGCCUCCUCCCCGAGUCCUGCCGCCUCCCUUCCCCAUGCUGCUUCUGCAAAGCUCCUCUGGGCUUUGCUUGCAAAGGGGUCGUUAUUCCUUUUUUAGAGCUGAAAUCACUUAGUCUGGAGGCACAACUGGCAUCUUCACCCUGGAGAAAACUGGACGCUCUCCCAGGAGCGCUGGACCUCGGGGCCGGGGCGUUUGCACCCGUCUUGCGUUCUGAUGGGGACAACCCCAGGUCCAGCACCCUGUCUGAGCCAGUCCCCAGCACCGCUGAGGGGGGGCAGGUGUUUCGGGUGCCCUCAUCUACCUACUGGGUGCUCACUUCUCCCCCAGAGCAGUUGGUGGCCUGGGGACCUCUCCUUGCUCCCAGCCACAGCCAGCAAAUGCGGAGCGGUGCGGCUGGAUGUUUCUGUUGCUUGGGUCUUGCCUGUAGACUUGCUUCUGCAGCAAAGGGCUUUCCUGGCUGGGGCAGGGGUGGGUUUCCCUCUCCUCGGGGUUAUCAGAGAGUGGAAUUGCACCCAGGAGAAGCUCGAAUUGUAUCCCAUGGCGUGAGAGUCGCUGAGCUGUCUUACACCUCUGCUCGGGCAGGGGCUGCGGCAUGGCUUGGUCCCGGGGAGAUAACCGGGAUAUAAAGGGGCUGGCAGCAAAGGGCCAUCUCUCAGCCUGGGAUUUCAUGUUGCAAUUAAAGCGUUAAAGGAAGCUGAGCAGUUUGGGUGGAAAAAAAACUAGAUUUCAACCUUUGUUUUAAGAUGUAAUGCAGAUUGCACUUGCAGGUGUAAGAUGAAUGCAGCCACAUGUUUUACAAAAAAUGCAUCUCGACUUUUCGGGGAGCUGUCUGUAAUUCAUUUUGGAGACCUGUUGUUUUGGUUUUGUGUUUUUUUUUUUUUUAACAUCUGCUGCUACUAAUAAAAGCGCAUGCAUUAUCCUCGUU